Molecule: messenger RNA, 474 nt
Organism: Monopterus albus (swamp eel)
Lineage: Eukaryota; Metazoa; Chordata; Actinopteri; Synbranchiformes; Synbranchidae
Product: transient receptor potential cation channel subfamily M member 7-like
Exons: 2
Biological process (GO): monoatomic cation transmembrane transport; calcium ion transport; monoatomic cation homeostasis
Cellular component (GO): plasma membrane
Molecular function (GO): calcium channel activity
Source: RefSeq, a predicted model, not a curated record
AGCAAAGAGGAGAUUGUCGACAUAGAUGACCCAGAGACACGGCGGUUUCCUUACCCUUUCAAUGAGCUGCUGGUGUGGGCUGUGCUGAUGAGGAGACAGAAAAUGUCACUCUUCUUCUGGCAGCACGGUGAGGAGAACAUGGCCAAGGCACUGGUGGCAUGUAAACUCUGCAGGUCUAUGGGCUAUGAAGCCAAAAAGAGUGAUGUGGUGGACGACACGUCAGAGGAGCUCAAGGAAUACUCAAAUGAGUUUGGGACGUUAGCAGUGGACCUGCUGGAGCAGUCGUUCAGGCAAGAUGAGACCAUGGCCAUGAAGCUGCUGACAUAUGAGCUAAAGAACUGGAGCAAUUCCACCUGUUUGAAGUUGGCUGUCUCGUCACACCUACGGCCCUUUGUGGCUCACACAUGCACCCAGAUGUUGCUGUCAGACAUGUGGAUGGGAAGGCUGAACAUGCGCAAGAACUCCUGGUACAAG